Molecule: messenger RNA, 5934 nt
Organism: Dinoponera quadriceps
Lineage: Eukaryota; Metazoa; Arthropoda; Insecta; Hymenoptera; Formicidae
Gene: VGAT
Product: vesicular inhibitory amino acid transporter
Exons: 4
Coding region: 940-2742 (600 amino acids)
Biological process (GO): amino acid transmembrane transport
Cellular component (GO): vacuolar membrane
Molecular function (GO): amino acid transmembrane transporter activity
Source: RefSeq, a predicted model, not a curated record
UAGAUACAAGACUAUCGUUCAAACUCGUAAUCUCUUUACGCCUCUUAGCGCACGGACGGUACAACCGAAUACUACAGAUUAUGUUCGGCGGUGCACUUAUCCGACUCUCUCGCUCUCGGGGGAUGCUCCGUCUCACCCCCCGCUUUGGGGAGAAGCUGGGUGCGGAUACAGCACUGCGAGAGGCGCGCGCGAGAUGAUACGUCCCUCUCUCGUGGACCAUCGAUCGAGCCUUGCGCGUUCAGGAGAGGCUGGCCAUAUUCCCCCGAUCUCCCGAUCCCUUUGAGGCGUCGUGUUCCCUGCUAGUCGAUGCCGCGGACCGAGGGCUCGCGCGAUUCUGGCCUCGCAAGUCGCGGCGUAGAUCGUAGGUGAGCAACAUCAUCAUGCGGCUUCGCAAUCCGGCUAGUUAGACGCGCUCUCGGUUCCAUCCUUCUUUUCUCUCUCUCUCUCUCUCUCUCUCUCUCUCUCUCUUUCCCCCAUCUCUUCAUGAAGCCCCGCUUUCGACCGGGGUCGCGGUCGUUUUAAGUUGAACCGUUUCGGCAACGUCUACGUCGUCGUCGUCGACCGUCACUCCACCGUCGAGGAUCACCGUCCAGGCAAGCGGCAGCUCCUCGGGGAAGAACGCCGGAAGAUCGGAAGGGCUCUCGUCGUUCGGUAAGCGCGACCCUCUCGUUGAUACAACCGGGAGAACAGGACCUUUGUGCGACCUAGAGUUCCUCGCGAUCUCCACGGAGAUGCUUUCACGGGCUCGCAUUGAUUGUUCUAACGCCGAUUAUCUUGCUAGGAGACACACUGUGGGAUUAUACUUUGCCUCGCUCCCUCCUCAGAAAAAAAAACCACCCAAUUUUGUACACAGUCGCUGUAAUUGUUUCUGCGUGAGACUCCUGUAAAAGGGAUUAUACAAGGUAAACAUGUCGCCGUAGAAGCAACAGAUAGAGAGAAAUGGCGAAUUUCCGUGGAUUUUACAUACCCUCCUUCGGAGCUACGGUCAGCGUCGCCUGGGAGACCUUGAAGGCCAAAUGGCCGGAGAACAGUCCGUGCAUGGAGCUGAUCCGCAGUGCUGGCAGAGGCGGCGACGGAGGUGACGGCGGCGGUAGCACGGGCCAAGGCCGGGACGGUCAGUUUAAGUCAUUUGACGAGGGCGGCGACAACACCGAAAUGAUGACGAUGAACGGGGACCAGGCCUAUCAAGACCCGGCGGUAGCUGAGGAUUCCUUCAGCUACCAGAGGAAUGGGGAUAAAAUCCGGGCCGGGAGCAUGAGUAGCGGUGAAUUCAGCGAGUACGACGAGGGCGGCGGAGAGUUCGGCGCGGCAGGUGUCAAGAUCAACGAAUGGCAGGCCGCCUGGAACGUCACAAACGCUAUUCAGGGAAUGUUCAUCGUCUCGCUGCCGUUCGCCGUUCUACGCGGCGGCUACUGGGCGAUCGCCGCGAUGAUCGGCAUCGCGCACAUUUGCUGCUACACCGGCAAGAUCUUGGUCGAGUGUCUUUACGAGCUGGACACGGUGACCGGUCAACGGGUGCGCGUGCGAGACUCGUACGUAGCGAUCGCCAAGGAAUGCUUCGGUCCGACAUGGGGCACCCGUGCCGUCAACAUCGCGCAGAUCAUCGAGCUGCUGAUGACUUGUAUCCUGUACGUGGUCGUGUGCGGCGACCUGAUGAUCGGCACGUUCCCAGAGGGUGCGAUCGAUACACGCAGCUGGAUGAUGCUGAUCGGCAUCUUCCUGCUGCCGCUCGGUUUCCUCAAGUCGCUGCAACACGUCUCCAUGCUUAGCUUCUGGUGUACAAUGUCUCAUCUCUUCAUCAACGCGAUCAUCAUCGGUUACUGCAUCCUGGAGAUCGGUGACUGGGGCUGGUCGAAGGUGAAGUGGACGUUCGACACGGAGAACUUUCCCAUCUCGCUCGGCGUGAUCGUCUUCAGCUACACGUCGCAGAUCUUCCUGCCGACCCUCGAGGGCAAUCUCAUCGAUCGCUCCAAGUUCGACUGGAUGCUCAACUGGAGCCAUAUCGCCGCGGCCGCGUUCAAGUCCCUGUUCGGCUGGAUCUGCUUCCUGACCUUCCAGAACGACACGCAGCAGGUGAUCACCAACAAUCUACACUCGGCCGGCUUCAAGGGCCUGGUGAACCUCUGCCUGGUGGUCAAGGCCGUGCUCUCGUAUCCGUUGCCGUAUUACGCCGCGUGCGAGCUCCUGGAGCGGGCCUUCUUCCGCGGCCGGCCGAAGACGAUCUUCCCGACCAUCUGGACGGUGGACCGCGAGCUCAAGGUCUGGGGCCUGGCUUGGCGAAUCGGCGUGAUCGUGUUCACCAUUCUGAUGGCGAUCUUCAUACCCCACUUCAGCAUACUGAUGGGCUUCAUCGGCUCGUUCACCGGCACUAUGCUGUCAUUCAUUUGGCCGUGCUACUUCCACUUGAAACUCAAGGGGAACUCGAUGGAUUUGGGCGCUGUCACAUACGACUACUGCGUCAUCAGCCUCGGUGUCAUCUUCGGCGUGGUCGGCGUGAUCGACUCCGGCUCCGCGCUCAUCAAGGCUUUCAAGAUCGCCUCAUCGCAUCGGCGUUUCUAUGUUACUUUUACAUUCGACGACGACGAGGUCGCGCGAUUCUUUCGGCCCGUCGAGACGGAGAGCGCGAGCGCCGGAGAGAAUCUCCGCGCUCGCGUUUAUUCGCGACAGCCAUCCAUCACCACUCGCCGCGCAUUCCAACCACGGCGAUUGUUUUUCCACUUAUUCCGGGAGCUUUGUAGAUAAAACGAGGCUUAGAUCUAGCGAGCGCGCUCGAUUAAAACGUGACGAUAUCCCACAGAGAGAGAUUUAUAAGAAGUGUACCUUCCGUGAGUCUUCCUUACGAUGCAGUUGCGAGGAGUACAGCCUAACUAACUUAUAUAGUUGACUACUGUUACCGUAUUUUGGAUUUUAUAAUUGUAUUCGCGGAACUCAAGCCUGCGCGUGGUAUCGUUUUCGCGCGACGCGUUGAAUAGUUAGUCGCGACGGCGCAGCACGGCGCGGCGGUCGCGUACGAUCGAUUCGAACAUCGGCCGCAUUCGGCAGAAUAUUUAUUUUACUACUGUUGGAACUGUUUUCUUGAGAUUGGAUUAUUCCUUUAAAUCUAAAAGAAUAAUCGAAUCUCAGCUCAGAAAGCUGCCAAUAGUUGCAAAAUAAACGUUCUGCUGAACGUGGCUAUUUUUCUCGACAGAUUUCGGAACGCGUCGCAUUUUCAAAAUUUCGAGUCGUAAAAAGAAUGAAGCGAUUGUGCAUGAGCGUUUGGAUAAUUUGGUAAAAACCCUGAGUAUUAAAACCGCACACACACACACACACAUUUUUGUGAAAAAUUGCAUCAAGGAGAAACACGGGACACACGGUUAUAUGAUUUGUGAUUCAUCGAACAUUCACAGCAGCAAACUGGACCGUUCGAUCGUAACCCCUGAUAAUUCGAAGUUCGAGUUUCUCUUGCCACGAUGUAAUUGUUCACGAAAACGCAUAAUGUAUUAGGGAGUUUUUGCAAUAUCAUCUCUUAGAUAUGAUAAACGCUAAAGUUCGUUCCGAUAUUCACUGCCAGUACUGCGAAUCUACCCAGCAAACACCUAAUAGUAACAUAACAUCAAUAUUAUAAUUUCCCACUCAAAAAUGUAACUGUUACAUAGCAUGCGCGUUAUAAUUACACUUAUAUUCUUGAGUGGGAAAUUAUAACAUUAAUGUUAUGUUACUGUUAGUUGGUGUUUGCCGGUUUACAGUUUGUGUUACGUACUAUGGAUUUGAAGUGCUGGCUAUGAUUAUCGAGAUGCACUUUAGCGUUUAAUAUUGCAAAAACUCUUCAUUUAUUAUCACGACAACGGUAAUCCAACGGACGCGUUUUUUGGAGCCUGCGAGAAGAGCCCGCCGUGCCGCCGUAUAUUUAACAGGACGCAAGAGGAUGCGCCAACAGCAGUUAUGUAUGUACAACCGAGUACAAUUAAGCCGUUUAAUCCAACGUCUUCCAAGAUCUGACAGAGAUACGUAUCGUUAGGUCGCACGUUAGUUUAAGGAGCGAGUAUAAACAAACGUAGAGACGUCCCGUGAGAGCUGCGAGGUAUUCCGACGACUCGAGGGAAACGGGAUCAGAACGUACGGACAAUAAUGAUCGAGAUUCUCGUUUCUUCUCGUAGAUAUUUAGAUAACACUAAGACUCGCUAUACGUUCCCGGGCAGUAUAGACUGCUGAGAGUCUUGAAGAUAUUUAAAAGACGUCCGAAAAAGUAAGACGUCGUUUAGAUGAAUGUAAGAUUUUUCUAGAAGUUUUUCAAAUAGCAGGGUGACAUCAAAUGACGUUUUAAUGAUAUCUUACUGACAUUAGAGAUAUCAUUAAGACGUUAUUACGUCAUUUGGUGUCAUCUUGCUAUUUAGGUUGCGCUGUUUGGAUCACCGAAUAUACUCCCGAGUAUAUACAGAACGUUCCAACUGCGAUUAUUCCUUUCCAGGGAUUCUUGGACUUACCGUUUUCCCUCGCAGCGUCGGCGUUCCGCAGACACGGAAAAUUAACGAUCGUGAAACGAGUCUUCCAAUAAUGUCUUCCAGAUCGACGACGUCGAUCAAGAUAAUAACAAUAAUAUAUACAUAUAUAAAUAUAUAUAAAUACACACACAUACACACACAUACACACACACACAUAUAUACUAACAAUAAUGGUAAUGAUGUAUCACUAUUUAUUGAGCAAAGAUUUUUUGUCGAAUGAUAUUGAAUAUUAUAUCGAGAGUUGUAGGCGUUAAGCGUUAACAUGUAAGGUUACGAUCAUGGUAUAAUUGAUGUUUCAUAUCAAAGGAUAUAUCGAUGACACAAUGUAAGUAACAUCGCGCUGUUUCACGAGAAAUCAAUUUAGAGCGUUAAUGAGGGAUCAUCUUCUUUAUAUCGACAACAAUUAUCAGAAAAAUAGUUAGACGGGUGUCACACAUCGGAAUCCUCUUCGUGGUUGCGAAGCGGCAAUCUAAAGAGAGAAUACGGAUCGAAUAGCAACGUUAUUUACCCUACGAAACUGUCAACGUAUAGUCAUCGAGCUGACAACGAGGAUGAAUAAUGGUUUAGAGGAAUAGUUAAGGAAAUAUGUUACGGACGAAGACGGUAGUCAAAGAGAACCACGAAGAGGCAUUAUCCGGAGACUUCGAUGUCCUUGUCGCGGGCAUCUGUAGGCUUGUAAAGCGCUUUCGCAGAAAUAUCCAUAUUUUGUGGCGUCUCGAGAGGAGCGAACCUCAUCUCGGUGUUGUGUAGGCAGAAUAUUACUUAUAAACGUUACAAGAUGAUGUAAAACGGCCUCCGUAUAUUAACGAGAAUAUAUGAAAAUAUAUUAUCCGUAUGUGAGUAUACGAGGGGUGAAAAUAUAUCGACAAAAUUUUACGGACUCGUAUCGUUCUUCAUUCGCAUCUUCACCCAGAAUUACGUAAUCCGUUCUUUUUUGCCAGCUAAACUAGCUGCACUAAUUCAAGAAAUUCACGCACACUGAAGCGUGAGAAUCUUGCAUGUACGUUUCAUACGCUUCAAUGUAUAUGUCAAUCUCCUGAACUGGUGCAGCUAAUUCAGCUAAAACGAACAGACUAAUCGCAUCAUCUCAUGCAAAGAAUGAUCACUAGGGAGAACUCACAGAAGAGGUAAAUUACAUACAAAUUACAGACUAACAUUACUACAAUUACGUUACUCUCCUGUUUUUGUGAAGAAGUUUUCCUCGCUUAUUUUCAGACGUGUAUUUGUAAGAGGAGUUUCGUGAACGAGGGAUCUUGGAUCGGUGUUUUGACAGAUUAAACGCGACUCGAUUCGUUAACAAUACUUUAUUGCCACUUUUUCUCACAUUAAAGUAUCCUUAGAAAUGCAAAAGGCUAUGGCUGAAAAUAACAAAAAUUAUGGAGGCUUCAAAUUUCUCAGUACUGGAUAUGGCAACGUUACGCCUUUCCUCUUCAAUGAUUAAGAAAGAAAACGA